AUGCAAUUGUCAGACAACGAGGAAGUGCGAGAUGUGUUGGUAUCGGUUAAUAUCAAUCAAUUUAAAUACGCCAAUGAAAUGAUGUUAAUUACUGAUCCCGAGGGAGCUUUUGUAGCUCAAGACAUCACUACAGGUAAAUUAUUGGGAUUGUGUAGUGGUAUUAAUUUAUCGCCAGAGUUGGCGUAUAUGUGUAUAUAUGCCGUGAGACCAGAGUAUCAGGGAUUAGGCAUUGGAUCCGCUCUUUGGGAUAAAGCCAUUGAACACAUCGGCGAUAGAAAUGCCACACUUUAUGCCUCCGAACCAAAAGUAAUAGACGUUUACAAAAAUCGCCAAAAUUUCAAUAAAAUUCCCGAAAGACGAGGACUUAUAUGGAAAGGAAAUUUUGUGACCGAAAGUCUGAUCACUAGUAUUGAUGGCAUAUCUGUUGUUGACAUGAAUGAUAAGAAUAUCGCGGAUGUGAUUGAAUACGACAAACAGGUCUGCGAUGGACUCGACAGGAGUGCACAGCUCAGGGCACUCAACGGCCAGUUUAAGACUACAAGUCUUGUGGCCAUUAAUGAUAGCAAUAAAGUGAUGGGCUUUUGCUUUCUAUGGGAGACUGUUUCCGAGUUUCAGGGAUUAGGCAUUGGAUCCGCUCUUUGGGAUAAAGCCAUUGAACACAUCGGCGACAGAAAUGCCUCACUUUAUGCCUGCGAACCAAAAGUAAUAGAUGUUUACAAAAAUCGUCAAAAUUUUAAUAAAAUUCCCGAAAGAAGAGGACUUAUAUGGAAAGGAAAUUUUGUUACCAAUAGUCUGAUCACUAGUAUUUCGGGCAUAGAUUUGGUUGAGAUGAAUGAUAAGAAUAUCGCGGAUGUGAUUGAAUACGACAAACAGGUCUGCGAUGGACUCGACAGGAGUGCACAGCUCAGGGCACUCAACGGCCAGUUUAAAACUACAAGUCUUGUGGCCAUUAAUGAUAGCAAUAAAGUGAGGGGCUUUUGCUUUCUAUGGGAGAUUGUUUCCGAUCCAUAUGGUUCAUUUGUCGCCCAAGACAUCACUACGGAUAAAUUGUUGGGAGUUUGUACGAGUGCUAAUCUAUCACCAGAUCUGUCGUACAUAUGUAUGUAUGCCGUUCUUAAAGAGUAUCAGGGAUUAGGCAUCGGAACCGCUCUCUGGGAUAAAGUCAUUAAACAUACGGGCGAUAGAAAUGUAUCACUAUUUGUGGAAAGUCGUAAAAUGCAAGACAUUUACUACAAUCGGUGUAACUUCAGAGCUGUUCCCAAACGACGUGGACUUCUUAUGAGCGGAUAUUUUAUGCCCAAAGGAUUGACGGCUAGUAUUCCCGGCAUAUGUUUGGUUGACAUGAAUGAUAAGAAUAUCGCGGAUGUGAUUGAAUACGACAAACAUGUUUGUAAUGGUCGGGAUAGGAGUGUACAGCUCAGGGCACAUAUCGGUCCGUUUAAAAGUGUAGGCCUUGUGGCCAUUAAUGAUAAUACACAUCAAGUGGUGGGCUAUUGUGCUAUUUGGCAGAAUAUUUCCGAGCUGUCAUAUAUGUGUAUUUACGCCGUCCUUAAAGAGUAUCAAGGAUUAGGCGUCGGAACCACUCUCUGGGAUAAAGUCAUUGAACAUAUGGGCGAUAGAAAUAUAUCACUUUAUGUCGACUCUAAGAAAAUGCAAGAAAAUUAUAAAACUCGACAUAAUUUCAAAGCUGAUCCACAAAGACGAGGACUUAUUAUGAAAGGCAAACCUGUGGUCAACGCUUUGACGGAUAGUAUUUGUGGCAUAUGUUUGGUUGACAUGAAUGAUAAGAAUAUCGCGGAUGUGAUUGAAUACGACAAACAGGUCUGCGAUGGACUCGACAGGAGUGCACAGCUCAGGGCACUUAACGGCCAGUUUAAAACUGCAAGUCUUGUGGCCAUUAAUGAUAAUAAUCAAGUGAUGGGCUAUUGUUUUGUAUGGGAACUCGUUUCCGCUCUCGUUAACAUCGAGGUAGAGAUUGAGCUCCUGUUGCGCGCGAAGACCCAGAAACCAUCCUGGUCAUCGUGCAUCGUGAUCACUUUCUCCCAGUAG
Messenger RNA from Medioppia subpectinata, 2049 nucleotides. NCBI's taxonomy places the organism in Eukaryota, Metazoa, Arthropoda, Arachnida, Sarcoptiformes, Oppiidae. The record is from the annotation of a GenBank genome assembly.